AUGACAGAGUCAUCGGUGACGAAUUGGUACCACAUCACCCAGUGCCAGAAGCCAAAGAAGGAUGCUAAUGCUACCAAGACUAAUGGUAGAGUGUUUGCUUUGAGUGGGAUUGAAGAUUCCAAGAAGGACAAUUUAAUUCGAGGUACUUGUUUUACUAACAAUGUUAAAUUGGUUGUUAUUAUUGAUAUUGGUGCUACUCAUUCAUUUAUUUAUCUUGAUUGUGCUACUAUGUUGGGAUUGCAAUUGUCUUCUAUACAUGGUAGUAUGGUAAUAGAUACUCAUGCUAGUAGUUUUGUUACUACUACUUUUGUUUGUAAAGGAUGUCCUUUGACUAUCUUUGAUAAGAGUUUUGUGAUGGAUUUGUUGAGGUUUCCCAAGUUUGGUGAUGGCGGAAAACUGAUGUUGUUGACUGCUAAGCAAGUGAAUGAAUGCCUUAGAGACGAGGCCGUGAUGUUUGCAAUGUUUGCCUUGUUCCAAAGUGACUGUGAAGCUGCAAGUGUUGAUCUUUCAGUUGUUUGUGAAUUUCCAGAGGUGUUUUCAAAAGAUAUAAGUGAUUUGCCUCCAGAACAUGAAGUAGAGUUUUCUAUAGAAUUGGUGUCAGGUACUAGUCCAGUGUUGAUGGCUCCUUAUAGAAUCUCGACAUCCGAGUUGAAUGAAUUGAAGAAGCAAUUGGAAGAGAUGCUCGAGAAGAAGUUUAUUUGA
Molecule: messenger RNA, 702 nt
Organism: Vicia villosa (hairy vetch)
Lineage: Eukaryota; Viridiplantae; Streptophyta; Magnoliopsida; Fabales; Fabaceae
Exons: 3
Coding region: 1-702 (233 amino acids)
Source: RefSeq, a predicted model, not a curated record